Owenia fusiformis is the source of this 2671-nucleotide messenger RNA. Lineage: Eukaryota; Metazoa; Annelida; Polychaeta; Sabellida; Oweniidae. The record is from the annotation of a GenBank genome assembly.
CGUUGCCGUUGUUCUGGUUUUAUUACCCCAUCCUAAUAAUGAAUCACGGGAGAAACAAGGAAGUUGUGAAUAUAAAAUAUAGUUUGCACAAUCUUUAAGUGUGUUUUAUAGACCAAUCAUGUAAACAUUUCAGUUUCUUCAGGAACUAAUACUAAUAAAACAUGACUCCAUAGCAACAAGGUUGUGAUCAUAAAAUUAGUUCGCACAAUAAUAGCUGCUUUUGUACAUUUAUAACUGAUAUAUAUUAUGAUUAUUAUCUUAUGCAACAUACUAACAUUCAGUUCAUUAUGAACACAAUGGAUACAUUAGUUAUGUUAUUUGCAAUACUCCUGAUUGAGAGAGUGUCACCAUGGUGUCAACAUUGCAACUGCACAAAUUAUAUACCGACUGAUAUUCAAGUGAAAUGUAGCAUUGGAAAAUUUGUGAAUCUGACACAAUUAGAGGAUCCUACCAAAUAUGAAAGAAUUUUGUAUUCCAGAGGCUAUCUAUCGAGCAUACCCAUAGAUUUAUGCAGGCUGAAGAACUUGAAAUAUAUAGAUUUAUCUUGGAAUAACAUUACAACACUCCGGUCUAAUCAGUUCCAAUGUUUCAGAGCCUUAGUGCACCUGAAAAUGCAAAACAAUGCUAUAAGGUACCUACCCAUUGGAGUAUUUGAAGGUUUAAACAAUCUACAAACGUUAAACUUAAGCUCAAAUGAUAUACACAAAAUUGAAGAAGAUGUCUUCAAAGAGAGUUUCGAAGAAUCUAUGACAUCUUUGGAUAUUUCGCAUAAUAACUUAGAAUAUGUUCCUAGUGAAAUCAUGGAUAUAAUAUUCAAUGCUACUCCUUUAAACAGGCAUAGGUUUUUCAACCUCUCACACAAUCAUAUAACAUUUUUCGAAGAAGGAAGUCAAAGUAUUAAUAAAUAUUAUGAGUAUCUGAGCAUAAAUGAAGAAUUUAUGAAGUUAGACUUAACAUUUAAUAAGGUAACACAUAUAGACAUCAACUUUCUAUCGCCUUUAGGAAUUAAAAAUGUUGAUAGCUUUGAAACAUUUUGGGGUUCUCGAUAUAGGAUAGGUGUAUUUUUUAGUAUACUUCUUCAUAACAAUCCUCUCAUUUGUGAUUGUAACAACUUUUUGUUAUAUAAAAUUGGAACUGAAACUAUGAACUUGUUGGCAGUUGGGCAGUUGAACUUACCUGAAUCCGCAAUGAUUGAUAGGACGGGAAUGGUCUGCAGAGGUCCACAAGAAUUUAAUGGGACAUCUCUGUUCAAUAUGAAAAAUGAACAAUUUGUGUGUCCUGUUGACGGUUGUUUACCCAAAUGUAGUUGCAUUUAUAGCGCGCAUAAUGAGACAUUAACAGUAGAUUGUUCAAAUAUAGGACUUACUUCUUUUCCAAAAAAGAUUCCUUCUUAUCCCGGUUCACCUAAUAUUACUCUCAAUAUUUCUGGAAACAGAAUAGCACAUUUUGAAGAAAGGAUAUAUUUAAGUAGUAUCACUAUAUUAGAUGUCCGUAACAAUUAUAUAGAAACUAUUGACAUUGCAGCAAUUAUCAAAUUGAUUAAGAUCAGAAAGUUGUAUCUUCAAUCUAAUCAUAUUAAGUAUUUACCUAAGGAGAUUACUGCAUUACAGUUUAAUGGCUCAAUUGGUCUGUAUAACAAUUCAUUUGUAUGUGACUGUUAUUCUAUAUGGAUGACAGACUGGAUCAAAACACUGAAAAAUCUCUUACAAGAACCUGUUUGUAUCAAUGGAGGAGCUAAAGUAAGAGAUUAUAUAGAGGAUGAGUUAACAUGUUACAUUAACCUCAAAUUAGCUGUUGCCUUGCCCCUUACAUUUGCUGCUGCUAUCAUGUUGUUUGUGGGAUUGUUAUAUCAUUAUAGACCACUCAUUGUGCUGUGGUGGAGGCAUAAGGUUUAUCGAAGAGCUGUACAUCCUCAGCACAAUAUUGAUGAAAAGAUAUUUGAUGCUUUUGUUGGAUAUGAGAAGAGUGAUGUCAACUGGAUCAAACAUGAGUUGAUACCUUUACUGGAGCCCAAGUACAAGCUUUGUAUUCAUCAGAGAGACUUCCCAGUUGGAGACUAUAUCAUCGAAACAAUUACAGAGUCAAUAUCAAAAAGCCAGUGUAACAUUAUGGUGGUAUCAGCAAAGUUCAUUGAAAGCCAGUGGUGUCUUGAAGAAUUUGCAAUUGCCCACAAAUACUACAUGGCAUUCCCUGCUGAGAAAUUGAUCAUGAUUAUACUUGAUGACCAUAUUAAACAAAGACCUAUUACAAACAAGCUUGUUAAGUAUUACAUCUGUUGUGGAGUCUUUAUUGAGGCAAAUGCUGCUGAUUUUCAUGCAAAACUGUUGGCUGAGAUGCCAUGUAGAUCAGUAAGGGACAGAAAUGAUGAAAUAGGAGAAUUGGAUGACUAUGUCUAGAUUUGUAAUUGACAAUGUCAAGACAUCAUUAUUUGAAAAUGCAAAAGGCAUGAUAUUCUGAUAAAUCAUGUGUACAAGGUGGGCCUGAAAAUAACAUACAUACAGUAAAACCUAAUCCAAACCCUAUUGGGACCAGCCAAAACUGUUCCGAUCAGCAGGUGUUCACAUUUUAGAUAUUUUUAAAUAUGUGAGAGUAGGGGAUAACAACUUUGGGACUAAAGAAAGGCAUUCACAUUGAGGAGUGUUCGGUUUAGAGAGGUGUUUGGAUGUACAGG